CUGACUUACCACAGCUCGCUCCGAGAGAGAGGAACGCCCUGCCAUGGACUGGAAAGAAGGACAAGGACCAGUUCAGGUUCCAGGCCAGAAUGUGGCCCAGGAUGUGGCAGGGGCGGCAGGUGAGGCGUCUGGGCCCAUCCCUGCCGGCCUGGAGGCACUGUAUGCCGCCUGCCGGAGAAUAUACCCUGACCAGCCCAACCCUCUGCAGGUCACUGCUCUCGUUAAAUACUGGCUUGGUGGUCCCGAUCCUCUUGACUACAUUAGUAUGUACGCCAACCCAGGGGAUGCUAAACUGAACAUUCCUCCUCAUUGGCACUACAUUAGCUUUGGCUGCUCAGACCUCCAUGGAGAUGGCAGAGUCCAUGAACAGACAGGACUUGAAAAUCCUAGUGGAUUUGGCUUUGAACUGACAAUGAGGCUGAAAAGAGAAGAAGGAGAGAAAAAUCCACCCACAUGGCCAGCAGCAAUCAUGCAGGGUCUUGCAAAGUAUGUUUUUCAGUCAGAGUCUAUGUUGUGUGUGGGUGACCAUGUGUCAUGGCACUGCCCCUUAGACAACAGUGAGUCCAGAGUGCAACACAUGUUGAUGGGUGAGGACCCUCAACUUGGAACUGUAUCGACACCAAAUGGGUCUGUGCAGUUUGUCCAGAUUGUUGGCAUCACCACAGAAGAGCUCAAAGCAACACAGCACUGGAAUGGAGUCGGGGUUAUAGAUAUCAUUAAACGUUUGCCAGGUGCUGGUGGUCCCUGGAUGCUGACGGAUAUGAGGAGAGGUGAAAGCAUCUAUGAACUUGACCCAUCUGUUGCUGAAGAAGUGGAGAAUGGCAUUGAGACCGAAGGCUCUAAUUUGUCAGGAGUAUCAGCUAGAUUAGCCUGGACAGAAGAUGAAGCCUCAAGCUUGCCUCCACUUACCUGUCAGCCACCAAGAUCGGAGACGGAUGCUGACUCUGAGCCUUCCCCGCGCAUCUCUCACGUGGAAAGUGAGCAGAUACGCAACACCCUGCAGAAGGGACUCAUGCAAGGGGCAAACAAGACUGGCAUUGGUCAUAAUUUACAGGAAGAUAAGGGAGUUAGCAGUGAUGUGGAAGGCAAUGUUCCCACGACGGAUUCAGCUGAAUUGUUUGUCACACAAAGACUGGAGUCCCUACACCUCACCAUAAACCUAGAAUCUGGUUGUCUCCUUCCUUUGGCACUAAGAGGUCGUCUAAAGCAUGGACGGCAUUUCACCUUCAAGUCAGUAGUCGAUGUUAGUGCAGUGACGCUGGUGCCUCCCUCUGUAGCCGGUGCCUUUGUGGAUGCCAGCUGUCCGUAUGCUAGUCGUGGCCCAUGGCUGCAGGUCUUCAUACCAGAUGAUUUGCUGCCUACCAUGGUGGAGGACCUGGCUGACCUUGCUGAUCCAGACGAGGUCACUCUACCAGCAACUUUCAGGUGGCCCAACAGGAAACUUGCAAUCACCGUUGUUGCUGAAGAAAUGUGAACACUAUGAUGUGGAAGUGUUUGUGCAGCAUUUAUUCUACUCCAUGCAUUUUUUGUGCAUCUUUAUAAUCUUUAGCAAUCUAAUGGAUGGUAUUUGUCAGAAUCACUUUUGCUCUUCUGUUGUAAUAGUAGCUCAUUUUGAAUACUCAGUUCACAACUCUUGACAUAGACUUGUACUUCCCCCCCCCCCCCCCAAUAAUAUACUUUUAAUCAGAAGUGUUGUGAAAGUAUACUUAGAUAUUAUAUUCUUUGGAAUCUCAUAUAUCAUAGACCAAGGUUAAGUAACUUUAGCUUUUGCAGAGAAAGUCCCAUAAGUGUAGCUGAACUUGUGGUGAGACCAUCCACUUGUGGUAAUUGUAAUGUGCCUACAUGAAUCUUUAUGUUAGCUUGCAAUAAUAUUCUUGUAAAUUUAUUUUGAGAAUUGACGGUACGAGUCUCUUAUUUUCUUAUAUAUGAAGUGGUAUCUUCUUUACUGCUAUAUUUUGAUAAUCCCAAUGAAUGUUUUCAGAAUAACUACCUUUAUAUCCGGAAAUAUAUUGGUGUUGUUGCAUUGUGAAAGACUAUUUUUGUGUGUGUGGUAUUAUAAGGUCUUCAUAUGUAUUUCCAUGACAUUGUAGAUUAGAAAUAUAGAGGAAACAACAAGAGGAGAUCUUUGUCUAAUUGGGAUAAGAAUAAAUUAUGCUUGCUCUAAAUUCUGUAGCUGAUGCAUUAAGGGAUGAGAUAUUCUGAUGAUACAAGAAACCAAAAAUGAACAAAAGAAAAGAAAAUCCAUCUGUUUAGCAUUUAUGCACUACCCUACUGUUGUGUGGAUUUUAUUUAUACCCCUUGUUAUACCUCAUUGCCUAAUGCAUGGUGUGUAUUGAUUUCUCUUAUAGUCUGGAAAAAAUGAAGAACUGGUGACCCAUUGGAGGUAUUCAACCAUUACAGUAUCCAGUGUAUGUAAUAUCCUUUCAGUGGAAGGAAAGCAAAGAGAUAUUUUGUUUUGUAUACCAGAGUGUUUGUUUGUAGUUUGACUAUUUAUGAUAUUGUGCCUGGUAUUGUUUGGGAAACUGUGAGAAUGAGUUUGUUAAUUGGAAUAAAGAUAUGAGGAAGGCUAAAAUACAGCAGAUUUGAUUUACAAUAUACUUUUUGAUUUUACACAAAACUAAGUCCUUGUGUAUAUAUGUCUUAGCACAAGUAAUUGUUGAUAGGGUAUGCAAACCUUUUUAGGGAUGAGUAUGUAUCAGACCUGAACUGUCACCUUAUCUCAAAGUCUUUAACAGUACAGUAUAAGAAAUGACUGAUGGUCUCUUGUAUUUUGAAAACUUGUGUAUUAGACAGUGGGCAUGCAAGGCCAGGCUGGGUAAAGUACCACACUGUGAGGGAGUAUCAGUGUGGCCAUAAUACAUUUUUGAGACAGUUCUCAUGGCAAUUUUGUUAUGGCACUUUCUUCUUUUUGAUGUGUUAUUAUUGUUUUUGUAGUAGGAAUUAAAUUUAAUUAUUCAGGUAUCACUGUCAGCCAACUCAUAACAUAAAUUGACUCCUUAUGCAUUUUAACUUUCUUUGAAGGCUUGUGUCAAUUCAUUUGUCCAAAGAGACACAGAAAUUUGUCUACAAAUUAAAGGAAACAUUUUACAGAAACUGAAACUCAGUUUGUGAAGACGGUUUUUGUGUAAAUACAUUAUUGUGAGAUUAUGAGGGUGAGAUUAAUUAUGUAAUGAAUAUCUAUUGUAUGUAUUGUAACAGCUUUUAAGAAUGCACAUCUUGCAAAGCUGGUCAUUUUUACUGUGGCAGCUCAUAUAUAAGUUGAUAUAUAUUUAUGUUUUCUUACAGUAUAAGCAAGGAUAUGAAAAUAAUUUCAGCUCUGUACUCUUAUUCAUUUUAGCCAUCAAUGUGUCUGUCUGCAUCAGUGUUAACUUUAGUAGCUUUGUGUUUAAUCUGAGGGGAUGGUGUUCUCUCUCUCCUCCCCCCUCCCUCCUCUCUCCUCCUUCCUCCCACCACCACCGUCACCCCCCCCCCCCCCAUUCCUCCUCCUCCUUCCUCCUUCCUCCCUCCUCCCUCCUCCUUCCUCC
Molecule: messenger RNA, 3524 nt
Organism: Penaeus chinensis
Lineage: Eukaryota; Metazoa; Arthropoda; Malacostraca; Decapoda; Penaeidae
Gene: Su(fu)
Product: suppressor of fused homolog
Exons: 9
Coding region: 44-1474 (476 amino acids)
Cellular component (GO): nucleus; cytoplasm
Molecular function (GO): transcription factor binding
Source: RefSeq, a predicted model, not a curated record